GGCACGACGGCACGUCCACCGGCCGAUCGCACAGUGCACCAGAAAGCCCGGCCAGUUCACUCCGAUCAUCCAUCCACCCGCCGAUGGCCCGAAGCCGGAGCGGCGGCCUCUCGUUAUCGUCCGCGCUGAGCCUGGGGCUCGCCGUGCUGGCCGUCACAUGGGCGGCGUCCACGGCGCAGCAGCAGCCGCCGGCCGUGCCCAGCCCGGGCGUGAGCGUGCCGAGCUGCCCGCCGGUGCAGGCCUCGCUGUCGCCGUGCGUGAGCUACUUCAUCGGCAACUCCUCGUCGCCGUCCGACGCGUGCUGCGUCCAGAUGCGGGCCCUGUUCCAGUCGCAGGCGCCGUGCCUCUGCGCCGCCGUGUCCGCCGUGCCGUCCCAGCUCGGGUCCGUGGUCGGUGGCCUGCUCCCCACCGCCUGCGACCUGCCCCCCAACGCCUGCUCCGCUGUGACAGGGACCACCAGCUCUGCUCCGGCGCCGUCGUCGUCGACGGGAACACCUACUGAUGCUGCGGCUGCUGCGCCGGUGACCGGUCCGGCUGAUGCGGACCCGGCUGGCACGCCUUCCGGUGGUGGGGUGAAGUCGGUUCCGGGGACGGUUGAUUCGGCGGCUGCCGUUGAGUGCAAGGGGACCUCCGCUGCCGUCGUCGUCCUGGCCAUGGCUGCCUCGUUCCUAGCUGCUUAUGUUCUCUGAUAUCGUCAUGUGAUUCCUGCCGGGGCAUGUUGUGAGUUCGUGACUCGACUAGAUGGAUGUGCCGCCUGUUACCAGUGAUGAGUCUGUCACUGAUUUGCUCCACUGCACAUCAGAGGUGUGACUUGUUUUUAUCGGUUAUUAUUAUCCCCAGUGCACACCAGAGUUGUCACUUGGUGGUGCGAUGUAUAUAUAGUGCUAGCUUUUGUAACGAGGAAUUAAUUCCACUUGGUGGCUUC
This is a messenger RNA of Triticum aestivum (bread wheat), 925 nucleotides long. Its product is annotated as non-specific lipid transfer protein GPI-anchored 15. NCBI's taxonomy places the organism in Eukaryota, Viridiplantae, Streptophyta, Magnoliopsida, Poales, Poaceae. The record is from RefSeq and is a predicted model, not a curated record. The transcript is spliced from 2 exons. Bases 84 to 689 code for a protein of 201 amino acids.